Molecule: messenger RNA, 489 nt
Organism: Castor canadensis (American beaver)
Lineage: Eukaryota; Metazoa; Chordata; Mammalia; Rodentia; Castoridae
Source: RefSeq, a predicted model, not a curated record
UCAAAGUUUGAAAAGAAAGCACGUGAUCAUUCUGAGACUGAGACACAGACAGAGCAGCGCACAGAGAAAGAGGGUGAAGAGGAGAAAGUCACAGAGACUGUUGGAAGCGAAGUGGAAGCCUUGAACCUUCAGGUAACCUCCCUGUUUAAGGAACUUCAGGAAGCUCAUAUGAAACUCAGUGAGGCUGAGCUCAUGAAGAAGAGGCUUCAAGAGAAGUGUCAGGCGCUCGAAAGGAAAAAUUCUGCCACCCCAUCAGAGUUGAAUGAGAAGCAAGAGCUUGUUUAUAAUACCAAGAAGCUGGAGCUCCAAGUGGAAAGCAUGCAUUCAGAAAUCAAAAUGGAGCAAGCGAAAACAGAAGAGGAAAAGUCCAAGUUAGCCAUUCUGCAGUCAACACACAACAAGCUUCUGCAAGAAUACCAUAGCGCACUGAAAAUGAUUGAGGAAAUAAGAAAAAUAGAGGUAUUUAUACAAAAAAAAGCCUAAUGAUGA